Messenger RNA from Alnus glutinosa, 2939 nucleotides. RefSeq names its product pentatricopeptide repeat-containing protein At3g16610. The transcript has 2 exons. The coding region runs from base 283 to 2751 and encodes 822 amino acids. The record is from RefSeq and is a predicted model, not a curated record. Lineage: Eukaryota; Viridiplantae; Streptophyta; Magnoliopsida; Fagales; Betulaceae. Gene Ontology annotation, molecular function: protein binding; zinc ion binding; RNA binding. Gene Ontology annotation, biological process: RNA modification.
AUAAAAAACUUAAAACUCAAGUUCCAAUAUAGUAUUCAACCUUAUUUAAAGCAAAAUAAAGCUUAAUAUGGAAAUAAGUGUAACAUGCAGGUCUGUAAAAGGAAAUGAGCGUGACCCAAGCAAAAGAAAAUCGGGAAUAUCUGGAGAUAGUUUGGAGAUCCUGUCACUUGAGCUUGACAGGGUAUUGUGCGCUUCAAGCCUGGAAAAUUCAGCCUUUCACUGCGGAUUCCAUUAUAUUCUCAGAAUUUCGAUUCCUAGGAGCCUUGGUGCACCCAAAAAGAGAUGAUAUGGGGAGCAAGACGUCUCUGCAGAUUUAGCAAUAGUCGAGGAUUAUCGACCAAUUGCCAUGCCCAACACAAUACUCUCAAAUAUGUCCCUAACAACAUUACUCAAGAAAUCUUUCAAACCACAACUGAGUACUAUAGAGGCCUUCUCGAAGCUUGUAUUCGAUCGAAAUCACUCUCCCAGGGCAAGAAAAUCCAUCAACAUCUUCUCAAGAACAACACCCAUAUCACAGGUUUUGUUGUGCUCGAAAAACUUGCCCUUCUGUAUAUUGCAUGUGAUGAAGUCAAAGCUGCACGCCGCGUGUUCGAUAAAAUUCCUACUCCAACUGUUAUACUAUGGAACCUUAUGAUAAGAGCUUAUGCGUGGCAUGGACCGUUUGAAGAAGCUAUCUGUUUAUACUAUCGGAUGCUUGAAGUAGGUGUUAGACCAACCAAAUUCACAUUCCCGUUUGUUCUUAAAGCGUGUUCUGGUUUGCAAGCUAUAGAAGUUGGUAGAGAGGUACAUGAUCUUGCCAAAGGACUUGGGCUUGACUCUGACGUUUUUGUUUGUACCGCAUUGAUUGACGUGUAUGCAAAGUCUGGAGAUUUAGGUGAGGCACAAAAAGUGUUCUAUAGUAUGCCGCAUAGAGAUGUUGUAGCAUGGAAUGCAAUGAUUGCUGGGUUCUCACUUCAUGGACUUUAUGAUGACACAAUACGGUUGGUAGUUGAAAUGCAGAAAGCAGGAACAACUCCAAACUCUUCAACAAUAGUAGCUGUUCUUCCCACGGUUGGGCAAGCAAAUGCUUUGAGCCAAGGGAAAGCUAUGCAUGCCUACUCUGUAAGGAGAAGUUUUUGUAACGAUGUGGUGCUUGGAACUGGGCUUUUGGAUAUGUAUGGUAAAUGUCUCUGCAUAUCUUAUGCAAGAAGAGUAUUUGACAUGAUGGGUGUCAGGAAUGAGGUUUGUUGGAGUGCUAUGAUUGGAGCGUAUGAUGUAUGUGAUUAUAUGAUAGAGGCGUUGGCAUUAUAUGAUGAGAUGGUGCUCAAAACUACAAUAAAUACAACCCCAGUAACUCUUGCAGUCAUACUUCGAGCUUGCGCUAGGCUAAUUGAUUUCAGCAGAGGGAGACGUUUACAUUGUUAUGCAAUCAAAUCAAGGUUAGAGUUAGACACAAUUGUAGGUAAUACCUUACUUUCAAUGUAUGCAAAGUGUGGGGUUAUAGAUGAUGCACUUAGGUUCUUUGAUCAAAUGGUUUUCAAAGAUACAGUUUCUUAUAGUGCAAUAAUGUCCGGUUGCAUGCAGAAUGGUUAUGCAGAAGAGGUUUUGCUUGUUUUUCACCGGAUGCAAUUGUCUGCGGUCCAGCCAGAUGUGGCGACCAUGUUAUGCGUCCUGCCAGCUUGUUCACAUUUGGCUGCUCUCCAACACGGGGCCUGCGGCCAUAGUUACUCGCUGGUUCAUGGCUUUGUGACUGAGACCUCUGUUUGCAAUGCGCUUAUAGAUAUGUACUCAAAAUGUGGGAAGAUCAGUAUUGCUAGGCGAGUUUUUGAUAGGAUGGAUUCGCGGGAUAUUAUUUCAUGGAAUGCAAUGAUAGUUGGUUAUGGUAUCCAUGGGCUAGGUGCAGAAGCACUUGGAUUGUUCAAGAACUUUCUAGAAACGGGUUUAAAGCCAGACGAUGUGACUUUCAUUGGUCUCUUAUCUGCUUGCAGCCAUUCAGGACAUGUCACAGAAGGGAAACACUGGUUUAAUGCUAUGAGUUCAGAUUUCAACAUUAUACCAAGGAUUGACCAUUACGUAUGCAUGACUGAUCUUCUCUGUCGCGCUGGACUGUUGGAUGAGGCACACAAUUUCAUUCAAACAAUGCCAUUGAAGCCUAAUGUUCAUGUAUGGGGUACCCUGCUUGCUGGAUGUAGAAUCCACAAAAAUGUUGAACUUGGGGAAGAAGUAUCAAAGAAGAUCCAAGGCAUAGGACCUGAAGGUACUGGAAAUUUUGUCCUUUUAUCUAAUAUAUACAGUGCCGCUGGAAGAUGGGAUGACGCAGCAGAUGUAAGAAUCAUGCAGAGGGACAAAGGCUUUAAAAAAAGCCCAGGAUGUAGUUGGAUUGAGAUAAAUGGGGUUAUUCAUGCAUUUGUUGGUGGAGAUCGAUCUCACCCACAAUCAGCAUGGAUAAACAAGAAGUUAGGGGAAUUGCUAGUGGAAAUGAAAAGAUUGGGAUAUCGUGCUGAAUCUAGUUUCGUUCUCCAAGAUGUUGAAGAGGAGGAGAAGGAAAAGAUUCUCCUUUAUCACAGUGAGAAACUGGCCAUUGCUUUUGGAAUUAUUUGUCUGAGCCCCGGCAAACCCAUUCUAAUUACUAAGAAUUUGCGGGUUUGUGUAGACUGCCAUACUGCCAUAAAAUACAUGACUCUCAUAACAAAGAGAGAGAUAACUGUUAGAGAUGCAAGUCGAUUUCAUCAUUUUAGAGAUGGAGUGUGCAACUGUGAGGAUUACUGGUGAGGUAGAGGAUAUACAUGUUUUGAUAAGUAAAGGAAGAUGAUAUAAAUGUGGAAUCAUAAGUCUUAGUUUUAUCAAUAGCGAACCUAUUCAACAUUCCUCAGUUUCUACGGCUGGUGGUUCUGGGUCGAUGCCGUCACCUGCUGCUCCGGCAAGGUCUCUCUCUCUCUGAAAAAAAAAAAAAAAAGGAA